Messenger RNA from Silurus meridionalis, 2058 nucleotides. RefSeq lists its product as uncharacterized. NCBI's taxonomy places the organism in Eukaryota, Metazoa, Chordata, Actinopteri, Siluriformes, Siluridae. Bases 985 to 2058 code for a protein of 357 amino acids. The transcript is spliced from 5 exons. The record is from RefSeq and is a predicted model, not a curated record.
GGGAAUCUCUGACAAUGAAGAAUAAUAUGGAUACCCAGAAGGACAAAUGAAAUGGGAGAUGCUCCCAGAAUAAACAGAAUUGAUGUUGAUGCCAUCAGGCACAAUAAUAUUAUUGGACCUCCGCAGAAUCCAAACUGAAUUAUUGUUGUUCCUGUCAGGAUCAUUGGGAACAGACUUUAGAGUCCAGACACAUGUACUAUUCUUUAUAUGAGGUGUAUGUUUCAACCACCUCCAAACCUUCACCAUCGCCUAAAGAUGAAAUAACACAAAAUAAUUUCUCACAUUUUUUAAUUAGAUUUUAAAACAAUAACAACAACAAACAUAAAUAAAUAAAUAAAUAAAUAAACCCUGUGUCUCUGUUUGUAUAACUCCCAAUUUUACUGGACCCACUGCAUGGAGUUUACUGGGUGGCACCUGGAACUUCAGAUCCCGGAAGAUGCACUGUCAGGAAUCCACCUGCCACGCCUCCUUCAGAGGCUGCCUUUGCCGCUGCGCGCUCCCAAGCGUGCAGCGCAAAUCACACACAGCUGAAGCGCAUCAUGAACUCUCUCCCUGCCUCCAUAUAAACCGCGCACUUACCUACACUCCGGGUCUGUUAUUAUACGUUCAUGCGUGGUCGUGCAGGUUCAUGCUGAGGAUUCCCUUAUGUGCUUCUCCCGCUGCGUGCCUUCUUCGCCCGGACUUCUCGCUCACUCCACGGCCGCGUUUGGCUUCCCCAGCGCACCUCGGACUACCGACGCUUCCCCGUCGCUUCCCUCCGUGCCCCGCCUCCUCCAUAACGCACCGUGGGUAAUAUAUUUGAACUGCCGUUUGCCCGAUUAUCCCGAACUGCAUGGGUGUUUUGUGUUGGCUCUGCCUUUGUCCAAAUAAAGUUUCUGUUUGCCGUUACUCCGGCUUCCGCCUCUGUGCCACGCCUAACAGAAUAACGGACCCCCGAAAAGGAAUAUACAAAAAAAAAAAGGAAAGAAAAGAAAGGAAAAAGACAUGAUCGGGUUAACGCCGUGGUCCCGGUGCGAGCCGUGCCUUGGAGGUCGGGUUCGUUUAGCCGAGAUCAAGCGGCAGUCAAGCUCCGCCCCCGGGAAAACUCGGAAGCUCGCAGCCGCUUCUCGGGCAUGCUCGGCAGCGCCACGCCCCCUUCAUGACGUCACAGGACUCCCGGCUUGCUUCUCCGGCAACAGAGCCGAAUGGAGGGAUUUUUUAAGGAGCGUGGAUCGAUAUGUGGAGUUAAACCCAGCCAGUUAUCCCACCGAAGAAGCGAAAAUCGCCCUCCACAUGUCUCUUCUACCCGAGGAAUCUCUCUCCCUUGCCAGAGAGCUGUGGAGCACGAUGGCGGGCGAGAUCAGCUCCUGCACCCGGUUCCUCCAGCUUCUCACCAGGGAACUCGGGAUAACCACGGCUGAUCACCAUCUCCUCUUCCCCGCUUCUGAGGACGCCGUUCCUCACCAGAGCUUCCAGGAGGUCACCACGCUGCUUCAGGCCCUCCAGGUCAGCUCCGCUCCACCAAAGGUCCUCCAAGGGAUCUCCGCUGUGCUCCAGGAAAUCCAGGCUGGCUCUGUUCGAUUCCAGGACCUCCAGGAGCUCUCCACUCUGCUCCAGAACCUUCCGGUGGGUCCAGCUCCGUUCCUGUGUCCCAAGGAGAGCCCAGCUUCGCUCCAGGUCUCCAAGGAAAACCCCGUUCCGCUCCAGGUCUCCGAAGCUGCCAAGAGUGCUCCUCUUUGCUCCAGGACCCUGACGAAAACUCUGCUCCGCUCCCGAUUCCCAAGGAAAGCAUGGUUCCACGCCAACGCGUCCCCGAGCAUACCUCUUUAUCCAAGGGGAUCCCGGAGCGCACAACUCACCUCCAAGACUGCGAAAGGGAAGUCGUCCCGUUGCCCCCGGGCUCCACGAAGCGACGGUUCGCCCACAGUCUCCCUGAGGCGAUGCCAUCUCUCGUUCCCCAGAGCUCUCCUCCGCUCCAAGACUGCGAAAGGAAGUCGUCCCGUUGCCCCAGGCUCCACAGGCGACGGUUCGCCCACAGUCUUCCAAGAAGUGACGGCUCGCCCCACGAUCACUCUGUAG